UCAUGGCUGGCGUCAAGAAGGGAAAGCGAGUCAGUUUCGCGUCUCCUCUAGAAGAAUCGAGCGCUCCACCAUCACCUUCACCUGCCACAUUCACGACAGGAAUACCAACCAUGUCGGGGCUGUUUGGUAAUCUCGGUGGCAAGCCUGCUGGCAAUGGCGGUCUCUUUGGAAACACAGGAUCCACCCCUGCGACGACGCAACAACAGGGCUCAUCAUUGUUUGGCUCUGCGCCUGGAGCUGCUGCUACUGGAGGAGCUUCUUCUGGAGGUCUUUUCGGCGCCCAGCAACCACAACCCGGUGUCAAGCCCGCUCUGUCGCUCUUCAACAACUUCAAUGCACCUGCGCAACCCGCAUCUACCGGCUCCAAUCUGUUCGGCGGCGCGUCCAACCCUACACAACAACCUGCUACCGCUGCUCCGGGUCUCUUUGGAACAGCCCCCACCUCUGGAAGCAACCUCUUUGGAGCUACCAACAAUGCGCCAGCUCCCGCGAAUCCUCAACAGUCUGCAUUUGGUGGAAACACUCAAGAGCAGAAUGCCAGACCCGUCUACUUUGACAACCUGAUCGAGCGCAACAUCAAGAGACAGGGAGUCGAGGCUGGCACUAGCGCACGCAUGGGAGCUUUCGGAGAGCUACCUACACUGCAACUCGGCUUGGGCGACAUCCAGAAGAAGGUGCGCGGACUGGGUCAACAGUACACACCUGACAGCAAGGCCCACUACCUGCUCGCUGCCUCGGGUGUCAACACAAGCAAGGCUCUACGCGAUCUCAACAUCUUCACAAACAGCUCUGCUGCAAAGGCCCCCGCUCCUAUCGCUGCAAACGACCCCCUGUACGGUGAUCUCGAUACCUACGUCGAAAGUCUAUACCAAAAGGAAAAGAAGGACCUGUUCGAUGAGUUCAUGGAAGAUUCCAAGAGAGACUUCGACCAGUUCAUCGAGGACAAUCUGCAGUGCAACUGGGAGCAGAAGCGCAAGCAAAUCUACGAGCACUUUGGAAUCACAAAGAAGUCGGACAAGGCAGAGGCUAGUUUCGAGGGCACAACAACCGAUGGCGCACGCGGCGCAUUUGGCCGUUCGAGCCGCAGAGCUCCUNUCACCAACUCGGCGGGUGCCUCGAGAAUGGGCUCCAAGUCUGUACUCGGCGCUACUGGCAGGCAGACCUCCAGAGCCAGCCAGUUCACUGAUGUGGCUGAAAAGGCGCCUGCUGGUCUGCAGAAUGUCAGCGAGAACCGCAUGCUCAGAGACAAGCAGGACAGGUACUCAAGCAAGGUCAAGGAGCUCAACAUUGCCCGCAUCGAGGGUCGCCUCUACCCGCUAGUGCACAAUUUCGUCGACGUCGAGGCACAACCUUCAGCUGAAGACACAUCAAAACUCGUCGACGCUUACAAGGCUCUUGCCGACAUUGUCGGCGAAAGCCCCGACAUCCAGACCUCAUCCGACCCUCGCGCCAUCAAGGAACGUCAAUUCGCACAAGACUACCUCGACGACGCACUCAACUCACGCAAGGCUUUCGAUCUUCGUAAACGAAUCAUCGACGGCUCCAGACGUUUCCUCGAAAAGCAGUUCCUCGCCCAGCUCGAGACCGCCAUCCUCAAGAAUGCAAAGGAGGCUGCUCUCGGUGGUGUCCCUUCGGUCAUCAACAAGGUUCGCGCCUACGUUCGUCUGCGUGCUGCUCGCAAGGAACUUGGUCCAGACACCAGCGAGCUGCAGAUGAUCAAUGAAGAUUACCCCUGGGUUCUUAUCUUCUACCUUCUCCGCGCCGGUCUUGUUAACGAAGCUGCCGAGUAUGUGGCCGACAAUGAACGUGCCAUCAAGGCUUGCGACCGCAACUUCCCUCUUUUCCUUGCCGCCUACGCCCGCAGCACUGAUCGUCGCCUUCCUCCUGAGCUGCAGACCAGAAUCAACAACACAUACUCUCAACGUGCACAAUUCGCUCCCGAGAACAGUGUCGACCCCUACCGCAUGGCCUGUUUCAAGAUCAUCGGUCGCUGCGAGCUUGGCAGACGCACCCUCGACAGCAUCAACCAGAACAUGGAAGACUGGGUCUGGCUGCAGUUCGUGCUUGCACGUGAGGUCAACCGCGUUGAGGAGACUGCUUCCGAGGUCUUUGGUCUCGACGAUGUCAGAAAUGUCAUUCACGAGGUCGGUCAAAGGCAUUUCGUCCAAGGUGCUGAAGGCGCUGCUGGAUAUGGCACCUACUUCUUCCUUCAGAUCUUGGCUGGCCAGUUCGAAAGCGCCAUUGCCUGGUUAUACCCCAACAACUACCUCAGCGCUGCGCACUUCGCCAUCGCGCUCAAUUACUACGGGCUGUUGCGUGUCAAUGAUUACAGCAACUCUGAGGACCUUUUAUCAUACACCACAAGCCAAAAGCCCCAGAUCAGCUUCGCUCAUCUGAUUGGCUACUACACCAAGGACUUCCGUGCCCAAUCGCCAACUACUGCCGCUGACUACAUUGCUUUGAUCUGCUUGAAUGGUGACCUAGGUGGAGAACUUGGCCAGCGUCAAGUCGCACUCUGCCACGAUGCUCUUCGUGAACUUGUCCUUGAGACUCGUGAAUUUGCUCAAUUGCUCGGAGACAUUCGUUCUGAUGGUCAACGCAUUCCCGGUUCCAUCGAGCAACGUCUGAAGAUCAUCCGCAUUGCUGACGAGAGGGCGUUCUUGCGCUACAUUACUAUAAGCGCUGCUCAGAUUGCUGACGACAAUGGUCGCGUUACUGAUGCCGUUCUGCUUUACCACCUGGCCGAAGAGUACGACAACGUCAUUACUAUCUGCAACAAGGCUCUUUCAGAAGCCAUCAGCGUCGAGCUGGGCGAUGCACCUCUGCGUCUCACUCCCCUCAAGCCUCGCGAUCCCACCGCCGUCGAGACUUCUGCAUCUCUCAGUCUGACCGCCGUCGAGGACCCUUACACACUGACCCGCAACAUGCGCGCCUUGUACGAGAGCAACCAGCUCCACGCCGCCAAGAUCAAGCAAGUCAACCGCGAGUCCUGCACACUCCUCCUCGGCAUGGCAGAAGCCAAAUCACUCGUCGCCGAAGGUCGCUGGGCUCUUGCCCUCGAUGCGCUCAACAGCUUGAACUGCCUUCCCAUUUCUGCAGGCGGCAACAUGAGCCUCAUCCGUGCAUCCGCCAAUGCCUUUAGCAACUUGCCCCCACCCGUCGCCCGCAACAUUGGUAACCUGCUCAUCUGGACCAUCACCUGCUGCGGCCAACAGCGCGAUUACCUCCGCUCAUCGCCCUCGGGCUUCGAAGAGCGCGGGCGUGAAAAGGUGGCCGAUGAUAUCCUGCAGGUUGCAAAGGACACCAUGGUCUUUGCUGGCUUGAUCCAAUACAAACUGCAGCCCAGAGUAUUCGAGGUGCUUACCCGUGUUGGUGGUGACGUUGGUGCUUAC
This is a messenger RNA of Aureobasidium uvarum, 3392 nucleotides long. Lineage: Eukaryota; Fungi; Ascomycota; Dothideomycetes; Dothideales; Saccotheciaceae. The record is from the annotation of a GenBank genome assembly.